Molecule: messenger RNA, 729 nt
Organism: Amorphotheca resinae ATCC 22711
Lineage: Eukaryota; Fungi; Ascomycota; Leotiomycetes; Helotiales; Amorphothecaceae
Exons: 1
Coding region: 194-631 (145 amino acids)
Source: RefSeq, a predicted model, not a curated record
UGAUGAGGGACGAGAAUCAUUUGACAGACAGGAACUUGUCAAUACUAUAUAGCACUACGCUCCUCCCGAGGGUUUCGAAAGCCCAAACCAACACGCACCAGCUUGAUAUCGUGGGAUCGAGAAAGCGGAGAGCCCAGCCCAGCCGAUAUGGACCCGGCCGCCAUCCAGCUUAGCGAAUCGCACCGGGCAGCAAAUGAAAAAACCCAGGAAAAUCAUUGCAACAAAUUUCGAUGAUUCACGCCGCCAUCGACGCGCCUGUUCGUCCAAACACGGCGCCAGGCCUUAUCGUGGGCCGCGGUCGCGCGCGGGGGCUUUCGCUGCUGCUUCUCCACAUUGCGCAGAGGCGGGCGCGCCCUUUCCGAGGUCUGGAGGCGCAAGGAGGAGCCAAAAGGAGCCAGAAGGAGCCAAGAGGAGCCAGAAAGAGGCGACCUCCGAGAUCUUCGCUCUUCCCGCCGACGCUCUCUGGGCCUCCGUACUCCUCCGUGCUCCUCCGUACUCCUCCGUCCCUCCCCGUACGUAUCUCUCUGACUGCGCCGCCGAGGGGACCUCCGCAUGGAUGAUUCCGGUCACGUGGUCACGAGCUGAUAAUACUCCCGGAACGUAUGGUAUGUAUACAAGUACACUGAGGUAAUGCCUCAUAUCACGAACUGGAUUCCCCCGCCGUGUCCCUAUCGCACCUGCGCGACACUCUCCUAUCGCCAGGCGGGCCGGACCGCCCGUGUAUUAACA